AUGAAAAACUCAUUUAACAAGCCAUUUUGUGUUUCACUACUUUUUCUUGCGUUCUUUUUCUCUCUUGUUGGUGGAGAUGUUUCCAAGAAAUGCAAGGAGGGAACAAAAUCCGGUUACAUUUGUUCUGGUGUUAGCAAUAAGGUUGUUGCGGACAACAAUUUUGCUACAUCACUUAUGCGACAAUCAACCGCGAGUUCGCGAGUAUACAGAGAAUCAGUUCCAGUGUAUGCUAAGCCUACAUAUGUAUAUACACCUUCACAACCUUUAUUGUCCAUCUAUGGAACUUCAUCAAGUCCACAGAGAAAACCUCCUAAGGUACCUAAACAUACUUAUCCAGCAUAUACGACCUCUCAGAAGGUGUCUUAUGUAAAUUAUCCUCAACCAAAGGUCUAUAGGAGAUCACUAUUGAAGCUGCUACCAAGUGCAGGUUAUGACCAACCUCCUACUAUAUCUUCACCACCUAUUCAAACACCUCCUAUUUACCAGCCACCACCAUCAUCACCCACUCCUGUCUACAAACCUCCACCAAGCCCACCACCAACUCCUGUCUACAAACCUCCACCAAGUCCACCGCCUCCUCCACCAAGCCCACCACCAACUCCUGUCUACAAACCUCCACCAAGUCCACCGCCUCCUCCACCAAGCCCUCCGCCUACUCCUGUUUACAAGCCUUCACCAAGCCCACCGCCUACUCCACCAAGUCCACCACCCACUCCUGUCUACAAACCUCCACCAAGUCCACCGCCUACUCCACCAAGCCCACCACCAACUCCUGUCUACAAACCUCCACCAAGCCCUCCGCCCACUCCUGUCUACAAACCUCCACUAAGUCCACCGCCUCCUCCACCAAGCCCACCACCAACUCCUGUCUACAAACCUCCAUCAAGUCCACCGCCUCCUCCACCAAGCCCUCCGCCUACUCCACCAAGUCCACCACCCACUCCUGUCUACAAACCUCCACCAAGUCCACCGCCUACUCCACCAAGCCCACCACCAACUCCUGUGUACAAACCUCCACCAAGCCCUCCGCCUACUCCACCAAGCCCACCACCCACUCCUGUCUACAAACCUCUACCAAGUCCACCGCCUACUCCACCAACAACUCCUGUCUACAAACCUCCACCAAGCCCUCCGCCUACUCCACCAAGCCCACCGCCCACUCCUGUCUACAAACCUCCACUAAGUCCACCACCUUCUCCACCAAGCCCUCCGCCUCCUCCACCAAGCCCACCACCAACUCCUGUCUACAAACCUCCACCAAGUCCACCGCCUCCUCCUCCAAGCCCUCCGCCUACUCCACCAAGCCUACCACCCACUCCUGUCUACAAACCUUCACCAAGUCCACCGCCUACUCCACCAAGCCCACCACCAACUCCUGUGUACAAACCUCCACCAAGCCCUCCGCCUACUCCACCAAGCCCACCGCCCACUCCUGUCUACAAACCUCCACUAAGUCCACCGCCUCCUUCACCAAGCCCACCACCAACUCCUGUCUACAAACCUCCACCAAGUCCACCGCCUCCUCCUCCAAGCCCUCCGCCUACUCCACCAAGUCCACCACCUACUCCUGUCUACAAACCUCCACCAAGUCCACCGCCUACUCCACCAAGCCCACCACCAACUCCUGUCUACAAACCUCCACCAAGCCCUUCGCCUACUCCACCAAGCCCACCGCCCACUCCUGUCUAUAAACCUCCACUAAGUCCACCACCUCCUCCACCAAGCCCUCCGCCUCCUCCACCAAGCCCACCACCAACUCCUGUCUACAAACCUCCACCAAGUCCACCACCUCCUCCACCAAGCCCUCCGCCUACUCCACCAAGUCCACCACCCACUCCUGUCUACAAACCUCCACCAAGUCCACCGCCUACUCCACCAAGCCCACCACCAACUCCUGUGUACAAACCUCCACCAAGCCCUCCGCCUACUCCACCAAGUCCACCACCCACUCCUGUCUACAAACCUCCACCAAGCCCACCACCAACUCCUGUGUACAAACCUCCACCAAGCCCUCCGCCUACUCCACCAAGCCCUCCGCCUACUCCACCAAGCCCACCGCCCACUCCUGUCUACAAACCUCCACUAAGUCCACCGCCUCCUCCACCAAGCCCACCACCAACUCCUGUCUACAAACCUCCACCAAGUCCACCACCUCCUCCACCAAGCCCUCCGCCUAAUCCACCAAGCCCACCACCCACUCCUGUCUACAAACCUCCACCAAGUCCACCGCCUACUCCACCAAGCCCACCACCCGCUCCUGUCUACAAACCUCCACCAAGUCCACCGCCUCCUCCUCCAAGCCCUCCGCCUACUCCACCAAGUCCACCACCCACUCCUGUCUACAAACCUCCACCAAGUCCACCAAGCCCACCGCCCACUCCUGUCUACAAACCUCCACCAAGCCCUCCGCCUACUCCACCAAGCCCACCGCCCACUCCUGUCUACAAACCUCCACUAAGUUCACCACCUCCUCCACCAAGCCCACCACCAACUCCUGUCUACAAACCUCCACCAAGUCCACCACCUCCUCCACCAAGCCCUCCGCCUACUCCACCAAGCCCACCACCCACUCCUGUCUACAAACCUCCACCAAGUCCACCGCCUACUCCACCAAGCCCACCACCAACUCCUGUCUACAAACCUCCUCCAAGCCCUCCGCCUACUCCACCAAGCCCACCGUCUACUCCUGUCUACAAACCUCCACUAAGUCCACCGCCUCCUCCACCAAGCCCCCCGCCUCCUCCACCAAGUCCACCACCAACUCCUGUUUACAAACCUCCACCAAGUCCAUCGCCUCCACCACCAAGCCCAUCACCCACUCCUGUCUACAAACCUACACCAAGUCCACCCCCACCAGGGUAUGGAAGUCCUUCACGUUUUGGUUAA
This is a messenger RNA of Solanum dulcamara, 2886 nucleotides long. RefSeq names its product proline-rich extensin-like protein EPR1. The record is from RefSeq and is a predicted model, not a curated record. NCBI's taxonomy places the organism in Eukaryota, Viridiplantae, Streptophyta, Magnoliopsida, Solanales, Solanaceae. The transcript has a single exon. The coding region runs from base 1 to 2886 and encodes 961 amino acids.